This is a messenger RNA of Nicrophorus vespilloides, 421 nucleotides long. RefSeq names its product anaphase-promoting complex subunit 13. Gene Ontology annotation, cellular component: anaphase-promoting complex. The transcript has a single exon. The coding region runs from base 134 to 340 and encodes 68 amino acids. The record is from RefSeq and is a predicted model, not a curated record. Gene Ontology annotation, biological process: protein K11-linked ubiquitination. Lineage: Eukaryota; Metazoa; Arthropoda; Insecta; Coleoptera; Silphidae.
AAACUCAUAAAUUUGGAUCGGAUGCUCGAACGUCUUGUUUCGUGUCCGUUGUUAUUUGUAUUUUGACAGUCAUUGAGUGAAAAUCAAAUUAUUGCAAAUUGCGCGUGUAAUCAAUCGCAAGUCAAAAUCUUAAAUGGAUAGUCAAGUACAAACAGAAGGCUACUUUGUUGACCUGGUGGAUGAUGAGUGGAGAUCGGAUAAGUUGCCUGAAGGAGACAUCACAGUGCCUUUACACGAGCUCUCAGACCCAGAAGCAGAUAACGGCGACGCCAACUUAACAUUGAAGGAGCAAGAGCAAAAGUGGACUGAUAUUGCUCUUCCAUCAAUAAGCGAACAUUAACAAUGGAGCUACCUCAGAUAGGUAAAUGCUGUGACAAUACAUCAUGCAAACAAUUGGAUUUCUUACCAUUACAAUGCAAGU